UUCCGGCUGUUACACCGGAAGGGACCUAGUGAGUCCCCGCCCUGCCUCCCAGUUUCAGCCAAAUUCGGGUUUUAAAACGGGCGCUGAAGAUGGGAAAGAAGAAAGAGGCGGCGGUGGAAAGAGGCCUGGAGGACGAAGCUGGUGGGCACAGCUCUCACAAGAAGAAACACAAGAAGCACAAGAAACACAAGAAGAAGCAUCACCAGGCAGACGUGGGGCUUGGCUUCUCCUCCGAGACUCUGGAAUCUGACUCUGGCACCGGAAAACCCCAGCUAAAGCUUAAAAUAAAACUGGGUGGGCAGACCAUGGGUACAAAGAGCGUGCCCCACUUUUCUUUGGCUUCGGAGCUGAAGCAGUCUCCAAGCCCACUCAUGGUUGAUGAUGAACCAGAUGAAGUACCAUUGGAUCAGUAUAGGGCCUGGCUGGAUGAGGAGAGCAAUUUAGAUCCAUCCCCUUUACCAGACCUGGAUUCAGAAAGCCUUCAGGAGCCAGAACAGGAUGAGGAGCAGCGAUGGCUGGAUGCUUUGGAAAAAGGAGAGUUAGAUGAUAAUGGGGAGCUAAAGAAGGAGAUUGAUGAAUCAUUGUUGACAGCUAGGCAGCGUGCCCUGCUACACAAGCAGCAAAGCCAACCACUCCUGGAGCUGCCCAUGGGAUAUAAAGUGAAGGAGAUGACCGAGGAGAUGAUGGUGAAACGAGCUGAGCGUGCGCGAAAGAGACGCCUACAAGCUGCCAAGAAAGCAGAGGACAGCAAAAACCAAACCAUUGAGCGGCUGACAAAAACCAACAAGGCCAAAGUGAAAACGCUGAGGGAGAGAAGGACCAAGAGAAUGCACUAUCCAAUGAUUAGAUAUUCAAAUAACGCCAUAGGGAUUACUGUCUCCUUUCCACACGGAUGUCCUGUCCCACUCCCAGCCAUUUCGCAGUCUGUCCCCACACCUGUAACCUGUGGGGUAGAGGGCUGCUCAAACUUCAAGAAAUACUCAUGUUCUAAAACCGGGAUACCUCUCUGCAGCCUUGAGUGCUACAAAAAGAAUUUGUUAAUCCAGGGUUUGGCUUGAUGGGCUGUAAGCUUUGUUUUUGUCAGUCCUGAUGAAAUAAGAGGGAGGCACCUAGAAAGCACAUUGGGCCAAGUUGCUACCAGUGGGCUACUGCAGUAACCAGGAACAGUUCAUUUGCCAGUAGAACCCAAAUGGGUGGUAAUAAGAUUCUUCUGUAAUAUGAAAUAUCUACUGUGCUUUUCUGACUCCUUUUAUGACACGAGUUGGAUCAUGAUGCUUGUUUCAGUCAGAACUAAAGUGGUUAUGUUACGUUAAUAGAAGGAUUAAUGGAUGGCAGUCUUCAGUUUAGUAAUGAAAAAAAAUGGUGUUCCUCACAGUGAGGAAUGAAACUGUUUCCCUUUCAGUCCCCAGUGUAAACACACUAGCUCCAGUAAAGCUGCCUCUACCCUGCCGCAAUGAUGCAGUUCAUCCCCACCAGUGUGACGUUUCUCCAUUCCUUUUCUGUACUCAAUUUAGUAUAAAAUAGGAAGCAAUUGGAACUUUGGAACCUUGCUCACUUAAAAAGUGGGUUGAGACUGACGAAACUCAAGAUUUCACAAGACUCAAAUAGUGAGCAGGAUAGACUUCCAUCCAACAGUGUGGAUGCAUUUAAAUCUAGGAUCACAGAGGUUAGCUUCCCACACACUGAACCGCCUAAUCCCACAUUAACCCAUUCUCUUUGUUUUAUUCCACCGCCCCAUAACAAAAUAUAAUCACUCUAAUUUUCCUUGGUGGACAUGCUGUGCCCCACAGGCAUGCACCCAGAUAGUUAACUUUCCAGGAGAUGUAUUGGGUAUUGGUAGAUACCUCUGGUUAGCACAAGCAAGGUAGGCAAAACUCACCAGAGGAAACCCAGGGUAACUUGAGAUUUGCUGCCCAUUCGAGUAAAAAAUCUGUUGAUGUUAUUAUACAGCCUUAAUGAUUUUGUUGUAGAUAAUGGGACUCAAACUACAUGUUUGAAAUAUAAAAACAUCAAAUGCGAAUACUCAGCCAGCCACGCAGAAUCUGUGGAGGGAGAAACAGUUUACAUUUCAGGUUGAUGAUCUUUCUUCAGAACUGCAAAUUUGAAUAUACUGUGUUGGCUGUAAACUUUCUGUUGAAUGUCUCACCUGUGCAUCUGUAACUUCAAAAUACAGGAUUAUCUGAUAACUUUCAGCAAAGUAGAAGGAAAUGGUGAGCAAUGUGCAUGUAAAAGCGAAAGGUGGCUGUUUUGUGUAAGGUUAGAUAUUAAAAACUGAUUAAAGUA
Messenger RNA from Carcharodon carcharias (great white shark), 2283 nucleotides. RefSeq names its product INO80 complex subunit B (gene ino80b). The transcript is spliced from 5 exons. The record is from RefSeq and is a predicted model, not a curated record. Bases 90 to 1058 code for a protein of 322 amino acids. Gene Ontology annotation, cellular component: Ino80 complex. Gene Ontology annotation, biological process: chromatin remodeling. NCBI's taxonomy places the organism in Eukaryota, Metazoa, Chordata, Chondrichthyes, Lamniformes, Lamnidae.